Aphanomyces invadans is the source of this 1566-nucleotide messenger RNA. RefSeq lists its product as hypothetical. Gene Ontology annotation, cellular component: plasma membrane. The record is from RefSeq and is a predicted model, not a curated record. The coding region runs from base 1 to 1566 and encodes 521 amino acids. The transcript is spliced from 3 exons. Gene Ontology annotation, molecular function: oxidoreductase activity. Lineage: Eukaryota; Oomycota; Saprolegniomycetes; Saprolegniales; Verrucalvaceae.
AUGACCGAAGCGGAGCACUACCGCGCGGCAGAUACCCCCAAGCAAGGCCUCCACGACUCGGUCGGGGCGUUUGCGACGAUGGACGAUUCCCUUCAAGAAAGUCUGGCACCCCUUCGUGGCUCGCCGUCUUCCCCCGCAACUCGAGCCUUUGGCGCACUUGGCCAUGGUUUCAUUGGUGGUUUAUUAGUCCUGGCGGUGCUCGCCCCCAUGGCGUACAGCUUGCCGUGGUACGGCACAAACGCGUCCACAACGUUGUCGGGUUGGUGGGGCGUAAAUGCCAAAGUCAAAGGCUCUGGGCACUCGGAAAUGGUCGUGCCUACAUACUUUUUCCUUGGGACGGUGUUGCCGAUUGUAGUCGCCGGUCUUCUCCACGCCUUUUUGCACAAAAGAGCACCGGUGGGACGACUGUCGCAGUUCUUGCAUCGGAAGCCCAAGCUGUUCAACUCGCUGAUCUCGAACGGCGAGAUCGGGUUUGUCAUUGUUGUCACCGCGCUGAACGUCGUCGUGUUCUACUACCAGUUCAUGAAACGGUACAAACCGACCAACGCGACAGCCGACACGAUCAAAAACGUCGGGACAGCCCUGGGCUUCACGGGCCUGUUCGACAUGGUGCUGAUUGCCCUGCCAGCCACGCGGCACUCGUUCUGGAUGGAAUGGCUUGGCAUUCCGUAUGCGCACGGCGUCAAGUACCACAACUGGAUCUCCGUGGCCACGAUCGUCACAUUUCUCGCCCACACGAUUUGCUUCGUGGUGUACUACGCUACCGUGGGGAAACUCUCGAAGCUGCUUCCGUGUGUGACGUGCGACAUGGCGACGGACGGCCUUGCCAACUGGGAGUACUUUUUCGGCAUCCUGUCCAUGUCGUGCAUGCUUGUGAUCGGCAUCACGUCGCUGCCUCGUCCUACCCAAAACGCGUGGCUCAUCUGGAACGUCCGUCACAAGGACAUGCUUGUGUGCUUCCAAUCCUGGCUGCAUCGAAUUGAGACUGUUGGUGGAAACCGACUGAAGAUUCGUUUAUUCGUGACUCAGGACGACGUGACGGAUUUCGAGAUCGACACAAAGAACACCAAAGUGCUUCACCAUACAAACGCGGACGCAACAACAGUGCAGCCGCGCCCAUACGUACACUUGAGAACCGACGCGCGAGUGGUGAUGCUGCUGCUGGCAUUUGGUUUUAGCGGCGGUCUCUUGGUGGCUGUGACAUACGGCAGCUACAUCCAGCGGGUCCCCGCCAAGUAUUGGAUUGUCCAGCGGAUCGUUCAGUACUUCGUGGUGUUGUUGGGGGCUGUCUUCGCGCACGUUGUCGCCAAGUGUGUUUGUGGGCGACAACCUUUGGCGCUUCCUUCCACUGAAGUGCCGUUGAACACGGACGACGGCGCCGCCCACCACUUCUCCGCGCAGUCUGGCCGGUCAAACCUUGCUGCGUUGUUUCAAGAAAUCCAAGCCACGGCAACGGCGACAGUGGGCGUGUACGUGUCGGGUCCCAAGACAUUGAGUCAAGCGGUGGACGCCCACGGCCAAGGCAUUUCAACAUUUCACAUUCGUCACGAAGUGUUCGAGAUGUAG